Messenger RNA from Tarenaya hassleriana, 2640 nucleotides. RefSeq lists its product as uncharacterized. Bases 963 to 2324 code for a protein of 453 amino acids. Gene Ontology annotation, cellular component: membrane. The transcript is spliced from 4 exons. Gene Ontology annotation, biological process: metal ion transport; transmembrane transport. Lineage: Eukaryota; Viridiplantae; Streptophyta; Magnoliopsida; Brassicales; Cleomaceae. Gene Ontology annotation, molecular function: metal ion transmembrane transporter activity. The record is from RefSeq and is a predicted model, not a curated record.
CGAGUUUGUUGGGCCUUGGGCCUUCAAUUUGUUGUGCUUAUCGGGCUUGAGUUUAUUGGGCUUUUAAGCCUUUAGUUGAACCUGAUUUAGUUAUGGUUUACCGCCUUUGAACAUUGAGUUUAUUGGGCCUUUAGUUCGUUAUAGUAUUGGGCCUUUAUCUAAUGUUUAAAGUUUGGGCCAUUGAGUUUUGGGCCUAAUUUAGUUGUGGGGCCUAUCAAUCCGGCCAAUCGAAGCUUCAUUCAUGUCAGCAAGUCUUCAGAUUGCUUCGCGGUUUGGGAAGGUUCACCUCAAACUCCAGAAAGAUUUUUUUUUGGUUGUUUUUUUUUUGUUGAGUAUCACAGAGUUGUAUAAGUUAAUCAUAAAUAAUCUGCCAUUGAUUCGGAAUGCGUGUCUGUCUGUCAGAUUCUCCGUGUCUUGUCUUUCUCUCGUCAACUUUCUCCUCUUCCAUGUAGUUUCCUUGCUCAGAUCAGAUUCUCCCCGCAUCGCGCUUUCUCCGCUUCAUUGUUUCAUCAGCCUCGUCUUCCACGAUCUCGCCGGCGAUUUCCGACAUUGGGUCGCCGUCAGAGUAUGAUUUUUCGGCGAUUCUCGUGAUCAAGCGUGGGGUGAAGUGAAAUGGGUGUGAGUUAGCUAAACCAGAGCCUGAUUUGGUUUUGUCUCUACUGGGUCUACUUCGCCGUUGUUAUCCGUCUCUGUGUAAGCCUGGGUUCGCAGAUUUGGAUUCAGAUUCAAUCUCUCUCGUUCGCUCCUAAUUUUAGCUGUCCUCGUUGGAUGAGCAGAAGGUCUGUCCAUGUCUGUUACAACUGAAGUUCUAUUUAGAGGAAGAUCACAGUUUGGAAACUGGGUUAUGUUGGAUUUGGUUAGAUAGAAGCGGCCAUUGUUGCGAUUUCUUAGCUGUAAAACCAAGAUUUGGGGCUGCCCAUAAUUAGGCUGUUAUCGCCCAAAAGUAGGUAAAAUAGAGGAACAUGAUAGAACAACAAGAUCAGAUUGGGGAAGAACUGGAUGAGACGGAUCUGGAGGCUUUGACAAGCGCUCCUCUCAGAGACACUCAUAAGCUUCUGUCUCAUUUCUCAGGGAUGGUGAGACAGAGAGCUUAUAUAUUCGAUGGACAUGGGAAGUAUUACAACAAGGAAUGGGACCUUGCUGAGGGAACUGGGAGGGAGUUUUGUUGGUACCAUGUCGAAUUACCAAAAGGAAACCAGAAACUCUCUCAGUCUGCUCAGUAUCUUAUCGACGCUCUCUGCCCGCCAUUGAAGCUUCAAGACAUUCUUUCGCUUGUUAGUAACGGACCCUUUUGCGGGCACGUUGAUGGGGCGCUCGUGUUUAGAGUUAAUUCCCCUGGCCCUGCUGCCAGCAGCUUUACGUUUAGGAUUGCUGCAAGGAUAACUCAGAAUUCUGUGAUCACUGUGUCUUUAGGGCGUGUUCCUAGGUUAGGGUUCUCGCCAAUGAGCCAGUCUCUUCUCUCGGAAGUUCCUAGUGUGGAGACUCCGUCUUAUUAUAGAGGAGGGCAGAAUAAGGAAAGGAGUGGGAUUGUGAUUGAGGAGCAUGUUCUUGAAUUCUUACUGACGAUGAACCAUUCUGAGGAAGCUGAUAACCCUGUCCCGACAUCUGUUUCCAACCUAGUGGUUCACAUCAUUGAUACACACGUUGAUCAGCUUCAAGAUGUUGUGACUAAACUUGAGAUCGAGUUGGAUGCCGUGGAAAUAGAAAUGGAUAGAGGUGGAUUUGCUCUUAAGAAACAGAUGCUGGAUGAUAGAAGAUUCCCCAAGAUUCAUCUGAACUUACAGCGUCUCCUGCAGGUGAUUGCACAUGGAGAACAAGUAUUUCCAAGAGUCAAGGAAAAAUGUUCCACAAAACCCUGGUUUCUACCCGAAGAUAUUAACUCGUUGGAAGAGUUGAUUGGGCGAUUGAGACGGCUCAAAGAGAACGUGGGCUUCAUAGCAAACCGUGUGACUGCAAUCCAAGCAGGUCUAGACAGUUGGCAGGCUGAGCAAAUCAACAGAAAGCUCUAUUACCUCUCUUUUCUCUCCAUCAUCUUCCUUCCUCUAUCCAUCAUAACUGGAGUUUUCGGCAUGAACGUUGGGGGAGUUCCUUGGACAGGACAGGACGAUCCAGACCUGAGAGACGGGUUCCGAAAUGUGAUGUACAUCUGUGUAAUAAUGCUUCUUCUUGUGUUGUGUUGUUUCGCCUUCCCGGCUCUGUAUACUAGACUGUCUUCUUGGCAAAGAGUGAGAGCCAUGAAAAGAAGCUUGUCUCUGAACAGAAGACCGUUCCAGAUAAGACCGAACUCUGUCCAAGAUCGACGACGAGGUUACCUUAGGAUCUAAGGUAUUGCAAGAACAUCGUCUGUUUUCGUGUUCUGCUCUGUCUUCUUCAAGAACCAAAGCAGGUUUCUGAGCUUUCUGAGUAAAACCCAGUUCUCCAAUCUCUUCGACAUGAGAUGAACUCGUCACUGUCUUGUGUAUGGAACAAAGAUUCUGUUGUCUUCGGGAGUUGCGGAGUGUACGGACAUGUGUUUCUCUUGCCACUCUGUGUUUUACCAUGUACCUGAGACACUGGUUCACACAUGUUUCUGUUGUGUAGAAUCUUUGAGAUACUGUAUAGUUAAUUCUUUUAAAUCUUUAUAAAAUUUUUUUUUUUUUA